Molecule: messenger RNA, 1659 nt
Organism: Lachancea nothofagi CBS 11611
Lineage: Eukaryota; Fungi; Ascomycota; Saccharomycetes; Saccharomycetales; Saccharomycetaceae
Source: the annotation of a GenBank genome assembly
AUGAGCGAAAAGAUACGUAGAUCUUCUCGUAGUAAUAAAGGCACCAACAAGUAUUUGCAGAAUCAGAGGUUGGCGGAAUUGGAAUAUGUCAAAGCGAGACAGGCACACCAUGACAACACCGAGGGUAAUGAGGGCGGCGUAGAAGUUGUGAAAUGUCUUGUCUGCGGUACCACUGACGACAAUUAUGAUGAGGAAAACGAUCCCAACGGAGACAUGAUUCAGUGUGACACUUGUAAUACUUGGCAACAUAUCAAAUGCAUGACCGGUGGAGAAAGCGCAGAAGGUCUUGACAAUUACGAGUGCAGCUUGUGCUCACCUUCAUCUCAUCCAGACUUGGAAUACGUUAUUGAUCCUGCUACGUGGCAGAAGAAAAGCCGCGCAAAGGUGCGCGAACGCGACGAUGAUGAAAGUAACUACGAGGGAAAUGAGCCACAAGGCGACCAAGAAGACAUUCCAGAUGAAGUGGUCCGACGCCCUACUAAACGCAAAAAGGACGAUAGAUCGGGGAAAAAGAAACUCCACCCUAACCAUGAUCAAGAGUCCAAACUAAGAGACUCUGCGUUGAAAAUGUUUGGCGAGCUAUUCACAAGGUAUGUUAUCCCAGAAACCGUCGCGGCUCAAAAAUUCCAUCUUCCUCCAAAAACAUCUGUAAAAGAACUUUCCGAAAAAUUGGCAGGUGAACUUGAGCAAGAGUUAUACGCGGCAAACCACAAUCAAGAGACGACUAAUUUGAACGACAGUUAUAAGGAGAAAGUAAGGGUCCUCUAUUCCAAUUUGAAAGAUAAAAAGAAUAUCAACAUGAAAACGCUUGUCAUCAAUGAGGUGCUAUCGUUCAGCAAACUCGUGAAGAUGUCUGUAAACGAACUCGUUAACCCUGAUCUCCAACAUUUCAGAGAAAGAGUGGACAGUGAGGCAUUAAACCAGCUUGUAGUGGAACAACCGCAUAAACCAAUGUAUCAUAAAACACACAAAGGUGAAGAAUUAAUAGAAGAUCCAAACGCAUAUGAGCCAGAAGACAUCAUAUUCAAUAAAGACAUUUUAGCGGCAAAAUUGGAAGCACGAAUGAAAGAUUCCGAAAAUGCGGUUGGUGGAGAUACACCAGCCGAAGAAACAUCAAAAAAUCAAGGCGUUGACGCUGAUGGUAAUGCACACAACAGUGAGAUUCCUAGAAAAAUUUCGGAACCAGAAAAUUCGUGGAAAUGCAGCAUGGAGUAUAAAGAGAUUCACGCCGACUUUUCAGGCACUGUCGAUUACAUUGGGUCCUCAGAAGAGAUCAGCAAUACGGUACGACGCGACGCAAUCGGAGAUGGUGCUUUUGUGAUGGAAGGAAGAUUAAAGGAUGAGGACGCCGAAAGUUACCUGCAGCAAAUGUCCUCCAGUAGAACUUUUGUUGCCUAUCUGCUCAAGCCGCAGAACAAUGCCCACGAUUCCGGACAGUUUGAAGAGCUAUAUGAAUUUCUACAAAGCAGGCAACGCUAUGGGGCACUCAUGUCCAAAAGAAAAUACGUACGACACGUCUAUGUGAUCCCAUGCACAGCGGGGGAUGACCUGAAGGUUUUUAACUAUUUCAAGUCUCUGAGAGAUCAAAAAGACCUUAUACAAGAAAACAGUUUUUUGGUAGUGGCCAUAGUCCGGACAGAUAUGCUGGAUGUAACCUAG